AUGUCGGGUAUCUACUUGGCUUUAGGAGUGUUAUUGGUUAUGUCCAAUCUAAAUCUUGGAGUAACUCAAUGGUUACCUACAUAUGAGGCAUUCAGAAGUGAAAAUAUCGACGAUCUAAAUGGUACAGUUUAAUGUCAGCAAGCAUAGGAUGGGUAAUCCAAAAUCAAUAUGAAGCUACGUUUGAUGUUGUAACGAAAUGUGGGCCAAUAUAAAUUUUAGGAGGAUUGAAGUCUUUCGGUUCCCAAACUACAUUAACAAAGAUGAUAAAGAUUCCUCCACAUUAUAGACUUAAAUUUAUAAUACAAUUAUGGAAGUACUACCCAAAAGUUAUGUAGAAUAGGCGAUUGGGAAAAUGAUAAAAUUUAAGUCUUUGUGGAUGGUGUGCCGUGGGAAAUGAAAUGGGGUUUCACAGAAGGAGGAAAACAAUUAUGUGGUGGUCCAAAAAUUCCUAACAGUGAUAAAGUUUAUGACGUCGAAUUUGAGGUAGCUCAUAAUUCCCCAACAGCUACUAUCGUCAUAGCUAGUACCUAAGUUCAGAGUGCAGAUAAAUAAGCAUGGGGCAUAAGAAAUAUAAAAAUCUCUUUUAAGGAAUGUCCUUCCCAAUGCGGCAUAUGUCAUAAUGAUAAAGCUAAUGAAUGCAAAUAUUGGAAGCAAGUUGAUCUUAGUUGGUUUCAUACUGACACUUCAUUAGAAGGAUGGAAUUUACAAGAUGGCAAAUAAAAAUCAUUUUAAUGCUCUGGAAUUGUAAUGUUUGGAGGUCCCAAUAAUGUUGGAAGUAAGGCCGUUUUAAUUAAAUAAACAAAAAAUCUACCUCCUCAUUAAAAAGUAAUGAUCAAAUUCACUUUAUGGAAGGUAUCUCAAUAUCAUCUAAUUUAAGUUUGGUUUAUGGGAUAACGAUCAAUUCUAUGUGUACAUUGAUGAUGAAUAAGUGUAUAAGCAGACAUUCUAAAAGCUAGAUGGAUUAAGCAUAUGUGGAGAGUAAUCCCUAUUAUUCAUAGUGUUUAGUUCCAAACCAGGGUGUGGGUAGAAGUUGGUGAACAUAGAAAUAAUCUAAAAGCAUAAGAAAAAUGAGAUGACAGUGAAAUUCACUUCCUCUUUAAAGUAAGGUACUAAGUUUUUAACAAUAUUUUAGAUCCUGAAGACCAAUCAUGGGGUGUUAGAGAUUUCUUCGCUUUUGCAGCUGAAUGCCCAAAAUUCUGUAAGAGUUGCUAUGGAUCAGGAGACAAUGAAUGUUUAAAAUGUGAAGAAACGCAUUAAUUAAUUGAAGGGAAAUGUGUCAAUAAAGACGAUUGGUUUAUUUUAUCAAAAGAGUUUAAUGAACCAUAGAGUUUUAAAAAGAUAAAAGAAUGGUAGAUCGAAAACAUUGAUCCUAUUCAAUCUGAGGUCGAAUCUUCACCUAUCACGUAAUGUGGUAAGGAUGUCAGCAUUUUUGGAGGCUACAAAAUAUUGGCUAAAGUAAAAUAGAUUAUAAUAUUCAGAAAUCAUUAGUUUCAAAAGUUUACUCUGAUAUUCCAGCACAUAAUUUCUUAAGAUUACGAAUCACCAUGUAUAAGAUAGACAGAUGGGAUGGCGAAGAAUUGAUUAUUCUAGGGGAUGAUAAAUUGAUAUGGAGUCAACUCUUGGGUUGGAAUGACCCAGGUCAAUCAAAUAUAUGUGGGGAUCCAAAAAGUCCAUGGAAGGAAAGAAUUAUGUUUAUUGAUCAAGUCAUAUAGCAUAAUAAAGAUGAGUUCAAAUUGACCAUCACGUCCACCUUAUAAGCAACUGCAGAAGUUGCUUCAUGGGGGUUUAGAGAUGUUAUGUUGCUUUAUUCACCCAUUAAAGAAUGUAUUACUAUAUUUAGUGAAUGCAACUAUUAAGGGGAAUAAGGAUAGAUUUGUGAUAAUAUUGAAGAAUUAAACAAAGUAUAAAUUCAGUAUUUUAUGGGUAGUUUGAUUUUUAAAUAAAGUCUAUGCAGAUACCUGAAGGAUUGAAAUUUGUUGGUUUCAAGAAUGCCAAAUUCAAGGGAGACCGAGUUGAAUACACAACAAAUUAAAAAUGUCUUGAAGAUAUUCAAUUUUCAUUCAUCCAAAGAAUAUGA
This is a messenger RNA of Paramecium octaurelia, 2077 nucleotides long. The record is from the annotation of a GenBank genome assembly. NCBI's taxonomy places the organism in Eukaryota, Ciliophora, Oligohymenophorea, Peniculida, Parameciidae.